UGGCUGGAACAUGGAGCGUGUUUGUGUCGUGGCCCACUUGCACUUGCGAUGGGCGGGGCUUAACCGCUCUGUCUAUUAAAAGUGACACCGUCAAAUUUAACCAGACACAUCUUCAUUGCGAGUCGAGUGUACACCUCAACCAUCGCUGCAAUGACACUAAUGAACAAGUCUUCAGAUAUUGGAAUGGAAAUGUUUGACCAAAGCAAACAGUCUAACAAGAAUGCAGUGUUUUGGCGUUGGUUUGUGGCAGGGACACUGCUGAACCUGUGCAUCACAUCGGUCCUGGUUGGCCUGACUGUGUUCUACGUCCACACGGAGCUACAGUCAGUAAAGCAACGAAUAGCGAGCAACGAAGAGCGUUUGUCAUUAGUCGAGAGGGCCAUGCCACAAGAAAAUAAUGACCCGACUUCGACAAAUGCCCAACUGCGAAUUCGAAGGGACCAAGUGCCAGUUAGCCACAACGCGGACCAAAAUCUGACGUUUCCAUUUCGACGGGACAUUGGGCCUUUUGUAUAUGGAGGCUGUCGUGAUGGUAGGGACGGACGUGAUGGACGAGAUGGAAUUCAGGGCCCAGCAGGCCAGCCUGGCCCACAAGGAGUCAAAGGCGAACCGGGCUUACCAGGUGCUGCUGGAAUUCGAGGACCUCCUGGCAAAGCCGGACCCAGAGGGCCAAAGGGAGACUCAGAGGACACGGAGCCAAGUGACCACCAUGACAACAUAAGGGUGUCAGGGGGAGAGACUUACAUCAGAUGGGGGCGCACUAUUUGCCCCAAUCACACAGGCACGGAACUGGUGUACGCAGGCUUCGCAACCGGUGAGCAUUACACCCACAAAGGCGGCUCCGUGGAUUUUAUCUGCCUUCCCACUGAUCCUGACUGGGCGGCAUCUUACAACGACGGGUGGAACUCGCUAUCUCAUCUGUAUGGAACAGAGUACGAGGUAAGCAACUACGAUCCCUUCUCCCACGAGAACGCCGAGGUACUUCACGACCAUGACGUGCCGUGCGCCGUGUGCCGUCUCACGGACCGCGGGACCCAGCACCUGUUCCCAGCCAAGCUCGGCUGUCCUGAGAACUGGACGGAGGAGUACAGAGGCUUCCUCAUGUCUGGACAUUACACCCACGAGCAGCGGUCCAAAGCUGUGUGCGUGGACCAAGCCCCGGAGGUGGUCUCUGGCAGUCACGCUAACCAAGACGGAGCACUGUUGUACAUCAUAGAGGGGGCCUGCGGGUCCCUCCAUUGCCCCCCGUACGUCAACGGGCGUGAAAUAACCUGUACCGUCUGCAGCAUCUAAGGCGGCUGACAUGUCACUCUAUAGUCGAUAGUAUUGUGCCGACGUCUGGGAAAUGAUGACUGGAAGCGGACUUCAUGGUCUAGAGUAACAUUAUUUGCUGUUUGUCUCUUACUGCAUUGAUGUGCACUUGCUCAGUUGUCAUGCUUGCAGUUAUCAUGCUUGUAAUGCUUGUCACUUGCUUAUAGUUAUCAUAUAGAUAUAGAUUGGGAGUUCGUUCAGAUCCCAGCAAACAAUUUCUGAAAGCCUGAGUGUGGGCUCCUUGCACAAGCACCCACAACGAUUAUUAUUUUAGGUAUGGCAGACACCCAUAGGAGGGCGCUGUUUGAUUUGGUUAAAGUCUUUUGUAUUUACCCAAACCAAAUAUCGCCCUCUAUUGUGUCGGCCAUAUCUUAAAUAGGCCAUGAAGAUUAAGAUU
Molecule: messenger RNA, 1708 nt
Organism: Patiria miniata (bat star)
Lineage: Eukaryota; Metazoa; Echinodermata; Asteroidea; Valvatida; Asterinidae
Product: short-chain collagen C4-like
Exons: 6
Coding region: 151-1293 (380 amino acids)
Source: RefSeq, a predicted model, not a curated record